AUGACCUAGGCGCAAGCACAGAGGGAUCGUGGCAGCGCAGAGCGAUGCCGCACGGCCGCCCGCAGACAACAGCCCUGGCGGUUCAGCCCCGGCCUAGGCCCCAGCGCCUGCCCGCCGCCGCGGCAGCAGCGGUAGCGGGGAUCGCCCGCAGCCCUGCCACCGUGCGGCCGAUCCCCUAUCGCCCUCUCCACCCCCAGCCCUCCGCAGAGGGCCCUCGGCCGCGGCGCCUCACCUCAGCCCCGCCGGGCUCUCCCCUCAGCCCCGCCGAGCGCUCCCCCAGCCCCGCCGGCUCGGCAGCCGGGAGCACGCCGCCUCGGCACGCAGCUGCCUGCGCCUGCCGGCGGGCAAGGCCGGAGCAGCCGAGCCGCCGAAGCACGGAUUGGGGCGGGCCCGCUGCCUCCGGCGGCAGGUUCGGAAUGGCAGCCGCGGGGCCGGGCCCGCUGCGGAAUGGCCUCUAACGCCGUGCGGGGCGGGGGGCCGACAUGGCUACCAAGCGCCUGGCCAGGCAGCUGGGGCUGGCGCGGAGCAGUGCGCGGGCGCGGAGCGGGGCGCGGGCGGCGGCGGAGCAGCGCUUCGGCUUCCUGAUCGUGCUGGACUUCGAGGCCACGUGCUGGCGGGACGCGGGGCGGCGCAGCCCCGAGAUCAUUGAAUUUCCAGCAGUCCUGUUAAACACUGCAACGGGAGACAUUGAAUCUGAAUUCCACACCUAUGUCCAGCCCCAGGAGCAUCCCAUCCUGUCCGAGUUCUGCACGGAACUCACAGGCAUUACACAGGAUCAGGUGGAUGAAGGAGUCCCUCUACACAUUUGUUUAUCACAGUUUUUGAAAUGGAUUGAGAAGAUACAAAAGGAGAAGAAAAUCAUCUUCAGUACAGGUACUCCAAGCAGCUCCAGUUCUGCAGCAAAAGUGUGCACCUUUGUUACUUGGACAGACUGGGACCUGGGAGUGUGUUUGCAGUAUGAAUGUAAGAGGAAGCAGCUGCGAAAACCUGACAUUUUCAAUUGCUGGAUUGAUCUCAAAGCCAUGUACAGGGCCUUCUAUAACAGGAAGCCCAAAGGGCUAAACGGUGCUCUGCAGGAUCUGGGGAUGGCUUUUGCCGGCCGGGAGCAUUCUGGGCUGGAUGACUCCCGGAACACCGCCCGGCUGGCUUGGCGGCUGAUUCGUGAUGGGUGUGUGCUGAAGGUUACUAAAUCUCUGGAUAAGGCACAUCUGAAGAAUAAUACCAUUUCCAGAACACUGAUUAUGAACUUCACUGACAAGGCUCCACUGGAAGCUAACAGCAGGCUUGGAACUUGUGAAACAGGUUCUCUGGCAGAGAAAAACCAGAGCAGUGUUGCUGGGAUGAAGGUAAACUCUAAUGCGCAAACUGAGGAACGUCAUCAGACCGCUUGUGCCCAUUCAGCUGCAGAUGGCUGUGGUGUACCUAGCAGCAGCUCAAGGGUUGAGUUACAUGCUCGGUCCCCAAGCUCUUCAACAGCAUCUCCUGACAACAGAUCUCCUGUUCCUCCUGAGCAGGCAGGCAGAUCUCCCCAUACUGUAUCAGCAGGCGUUUGGCAAGGGUUGAGCAAUCGCCAGUCUCUGAGUACAGCUGGCUAUAACCCUGCAGUACACGGCACAGGGCUAGUGCUUGUCUCCACAACCAUCUCCUCAGUUAAUAUCUCUAAUGAGGACAUCAGUACUAGUUCUGAUUGCUUAGCUUUGCUGACUGACUGGGAAGAUGUAGCUUUAAUACCAGAAUCUCAGUCUGACCAAAACUCAGACUGUAUUCAAGUCAAAGGUGACUCAAGCAGAGAGAUUUUAACAGCGUUGGAAGAGAAAACCAUUUCAAAACAGCUGCCUGUGAUGAGGUCAGGAAAUCAGAGUUUGAAGGAGUCCAUAGGACCCGUGGAACCUCUGAAAUCUAUUGUUUACAAAAGUCCUGAUACUACUGUCUAUAAUGUAGGAGCAGUACAAAGGCAGACUUCAACAUUUUCAGCUUUUAAGUUACCACCUGCAAAGGUAAAUUCUAUUUCAGCAGAGUCAGCGUCAGCUGGGAGCUACUGCACUCCAGCAGGGGGCCCUAAAAGGACGCCAACUAGUCCAAAAGCCUUCCCACCGGCAAAAAAGCAGUCCUUUGCUGUGUACGAAGAGACAAGUGCAGCUUUAGACCAUUCCUUACCUUUAAGAAGUUCAAAUUUGCCCCAAGUGCCUCCUGCCAUUCUGAACUCCGCUGUCAAUUCAGUUCACUCUGUAAGAGCUGUGAAAAGCGGCAAAGCAACUCCCCCUCUGUGCCACUGCGGCCGAAGAGCUAAAAAACUGCACGUGUCAAAUGCUGGUCCAAAUCAUGGCAAAGCCAUUUUUUGUUGUCCUGUUGGCAAGCAUGAAGGUAAUAAGAAAGGUUGUGGAUACUUCAAGUGGGAAUAUGCACUUCUAAAAGAGAAAUCUCAGGGUCUCAGCCUGAGUGCAGAGGCUGUGACCUCCCUCGGACCUCACGCCGAUCAUUCAGGAAAGCCUUCCAACAGAAGCUCUUUGUCUCUUCGGCCCUCUAUGAGAAGUUGAAACCUAGCACUAAUUUUUGCCUGAAUCUUAAUCUCAGUAAACUGACCAUGCAUAAUAUAGUCAGGACAGUCAAAUGAUGUCAGAGCUGUUCUGAGAACGGGCCACUGCUUGGGUAACACAGAAAUGGAAAUCACUGGAGCAUCCCAGAUUGCCAACAUUGCAAAGCAGCUCAUCAGUCAAGUGUGGCAGAGCAGACAAAAGUGUUAAGUGCUGAGAUUACAGUUGCUACAGGUCUGCUUUAUCACCUGUUUUAAAUUCUGUACUGGUCCCCUCCUUACAGAACAUUGUAAUGCUAUAGAUUUGAUCCACACUUUUUUUCCCUAAGUACACUUGCAGUGAUUACACCUUUUAAAAUGUGGGUUAGAAGCUCUCACCCUCAAAAGAGCUCCUGGAAGCAACAGCAUUGUUUUCAAGGUGCUGGGCUUUGUAGCCUUUUAAAAUCAAAUAAAGACAAAAUGCUGCUGGCA
Messenger RNA from Pogoniulus pusillus (Red-fronted tinkerbird), 3004 nucleotides. It is a transcript of the gene ERI2, whose product is annotated as ERI1 exoribonuclease family member 2. Lineage: Eukaryota; Metazoa; Chordata; Aves; Piciformes; Lybiidae. The coding region runs from base 483 to 2537 and encodes 684 amino acids. Gene Ontology annotation, molecular function: nucleic acid binding; 3'-5'-RNA exonuclease activity; zinc ion binding. The record is from RefSeq and is a predicted model, not a curated record. The transcript is spliced from 8 exons.